AUGGAGGAGGCAGAAUGUGCAUCUUGUUGGGGUUCUCUCGAUGCAAUCUGUGAGGAGUCGGAGAUGAUUGCACAUUUGCAGUCAGUGCUCUGGUGUGACAGUGAUUCUGAUGCAAACCUCCGCUCCUCCAAAAAUGAUAGCACAAAUGAAUCUUUUGAUCUCCAAGUCAAUGACCUCAGUUCGGCAAAUGAGAGGGACAUUGGUAUCAAGAGAAAGAUGCAAGUGGAUGAGCAGAGCGACCAUCACAAUGAAGUCCCCGCGGUUCUCUCGGCCCCAAGGAAGAGUGGUAACAAAUCAAGAGCUGCAAUGGACUCACAAAGCAACUAUGCAAAGAGAAGAAGGCAUAAGAUCAACGAGAGGCUAAGAGUACUGCAGCACCUGAUCCCUAACGGCACAAAGGUUGACAUAAGCACAAUGUUGGAGGAAGCAGUCCAGUAUGUCAAGUUUCUGCAUAUGCAGAUCAAGCUCUUGAGCUCUGAUGAAAUGUGGAUGUACGCUCCGCUCGCCUACGACGGCAUCAAUGCCAGUUCCCCCCAUUUGGAUUCUCUGGUUCAGGAAUGA
Messenger RNA from Triticum urartu, 561 nucleotides. The record is from RefSeq and is a predicted model, not a curated record. Lineage: Eukaryota; Viridiplantae; Streptophyta; Magnoliopsida; Poales; Poaceae.